AUGAAAGACACGGCCAAGGCUAGCACAGGGAUAAAAGACACGGCCAAGGCUAGCACAGGAAUAAAAGACACGGCCAAGGCUAGCACAGGAAUAAAAGACACGGCCAAGGCUAGCACAGGAAUAAAAGACACAGCCAAGGCUAGCACAGGAAUGAAAGACACAGCCAAGGCUAGCACAGGAAUAAAAGACACAGCCAAGGCUAGCACAGGAAUAAAAGACACAGCCAAGGCUAGCACAGGAAUAAAAGACACAGCCAAGGCUAGCACAGGGAUAAAAGACACAGCCAAGGCUAGCACAGGGAUAAAAGACACGGCCAAGGCUAGCACAGGAAUGAAAGACACGGCCAAGGCUAGCACAGGGAUAAAAGACACAGCCAAGGCUAGCACAGGAAUAAAAGACACGGCCAAGGCUAGCACAGGAAUGAAAGACACGGCCAAGGCUAGCACAGGAAUGAAAGACACAGCCAAGGCUAGCACAUGA
Pelobates cultripes (western spadefoot toad) is the source of this 480-nucleotide messenger RNA. The record is from the annotation of a GenBank genome assembly. NCBI's taxonomy places the organism in Eukaryota, Metazoa, Chordata, Amphibia, Anura, Pelobatidae.